This is a messenger RNA of Halteromyces radiatus, 1283 nucleotides long. RefSeq names its product 3',5'-bisphosphate nucleotidase. The coding region runs from base 152 to 1228 and encodes 358 amino acids. The record is from RefSeq and is a predicted model, not a curated record. The transcript is spliced from 6 exons. Gene Ontology annotation, molecular function: 3'(2'),5'-bisphosphate nucleotidase activity. NCBI's taxonomy places the organism in Eukaryota, Fungi, Mucoromycota, Mucoromycetes, Mucorales, Cunninghamellaceae. Gene Ontology annotation, biological process: sulfate assimilation; phosphatidylinositol phosphate biosynthetic process.
UGAAAUAAAAAAAAGAAUCGAGAAACAAAAGUGGAAAUCUACUCAACACACGCAUUUUGAGUUUUUUUUAAUCCCCGUCAAGCGAAUCGUAGAGCAUUCUGAGAUGUCGUCUUUGAUCACGCAAAAGUCCCAAAACUUUAAAAAAAAUCAAAUGGGGGUUGUGCCUUUUUUUUUUCUCUUUUACUUUCACUUUUUUUUUUUUUCCUUUGUAUCAUUUGUUUCAAACAUGUCUCUAUAUGCAAAGGAACGCUCUGUUGCCAUUCAAGCUGUUCUUCAAGCUAGUAAGGUGUGUCAAUCCGUCUUUCAACACCUUGUUGCUAAUGAAACUUUGACUAAGAAUGACAAGUCUCCAGUCACAGUUGCUGAUUUCUCGGCUCAAGCCAUUGUCAACACUUAUCUCCAAAAGGCCUUCCCUCAAGACCCUAUUAUCGGUGAAGAAGAUAGCAAAGAUUUACGUGGUGAAGAAGGAAGAAUCUUGCGUGAAAAAGUACAUGCCUUAACCAAUGGUGUUUUACAAGAUAAUGAAAAACUGUCUGAAGACCAGAUUUUACAAGCGAUUGAUAGAGGUAAUUAUGCUGGUGGACCUCAAGGACGUCAUUGGGCUUUAGAUCCUAUUGAUGGUACAAAAGGAUUCUUACGUGGAGGACAAUAUGCUGUUUGUCUUGCUUUGAUUGUGGAUGGGGUGGUUCAACUUGGUGUCAUGGGUACGCCUAACCUUCCUAUUGAUGCUCGACAACCUGAUGGUGAAAAAGGUACUCUUUUUGUUGCUGUACGUGGUCAAGGUGCUUUCCAGAGACCUUUUUCUCAAGAAAAAGAAACCAAGAUUCAUUUUGCUGAUAUUGAUGAUACCAAGAAUGCCACUUUUUGUGAAUCUGUAGAGGCUGGACACUCUUCUCAUGAUGAUGCUUCUUCUAUUGCUAAACUUUUGGGAAUCACUCGUCCUUCCAUCCGUAUGGAUAGUCAAGCCAAAUAUUGUUCCAUUGCUAGAGGUGAUGCCGAUAUUUACUUGCGACUUCCCACUAGUAAAACUUAUGUUGAAAAGAUUUGGGAUCAUGCUUCUGGCAAUGUAUUGAUUACUGAAGCUGGUGGCAAGAUAACAGAUGUGAAUGGUCAACCUUUGGACUUUUCUAUUGGUCGCACACUUUCCAAGAACUCGGGUGUGAUUGCUUCAAAUGCAAGUAUCUUUGAUUCUCUCUUGUCUGCGGUACAAAAAGUACUUCAAAAAUAGUUUUAGUUUAUUAUUCAUGAAAUAAUAAAAAAAAAUAUGUAUUAUUUUGAAUCUA